Molecule: messenger RNA, 405 nt
Organism: Aspergillus costaricaensis CBS 115574
Lineage: Eukaryota; Fungi; Ascomycota; Eurotiomycetes; Eurotiales; Aspergillaceae
Exons: 6
Coding region: 1-405 (134 amino acids)
Source: RefSeq, a predicted model, not a curated record
AUGAAAGUCCCGCGAAACACUCGAGCGGAGCUCCUCGGCGAGAGUCAUGGUGCCGAACGAAUAUGCGGGAUAUUCGAUGAACCGGAAAACAGUUCCAAGUGCAAGGAUGUAGAGAAGCAUAUUAUCUGUAGCGACUCCCCCGACAUCCUUCAUAAGAGGGCAAAAGCACGGACAAGCAUGUCCGGAGACUCUUCCUCAUCUGGGCCCAGUUUCUGGAAAGACACUAUUGACGGGCAUUUUCUGUCGGUCCAUUCAGCCAAGUACAAAGUCUUGUGCGAAAGUAUCCCCGGCGAUUAUACAUGCCACUUAAAAGGGCUGGGGGGCAAAGAAAUAGACAAGUCUAGGCGUAUGCUCUCGACUUUGGACUCCCAAGCUGGAGGAAGCGAUCACCGCGGCCCUGGAUAA